Messenger RNA from Sitophilus oryzae (rice weevil), 1953 nucleotides. Its product is annotated as WW domain-binding protein 4. Gene Ontology annotation, cellular component: precatalytic spliceosome; nucleus. Gene Ontology annotation, molecular function: zinc ion binding; protein binding; RNA binding. The transcript has 7 exons. The record is from RefSeq and is a predicted model, not a curated record. Gene Ontology annotation, biological process: mRNA splicing, via spliceosome. Lineage: Eukaryota; Metazoa; Arthropoda; Insecta; Coleoptera; Curculionidae. Bases 140 to 1024 code for a protein of 294 amino acids.
AUAGGUGACAGUUAAUUAAACAUUUCAAAACAGCUGAUAAUUUUUUAAUUUUUAAUCUGUUUUAAUUAUUUAUUUGUAGAAUAUUAAUGAAUAUAGGUGUUUUGUGUGUGUGACAAAUUUCUAUAAAUCAGGGAUAAAAAUGGCGGACUAUUGGAAAUCCCAGGACAGGAAAUACUGUGACUUUUGCAAGUGCUGGAUAGCCGACAAUAAACCAAGCAGAGAUUUUCAUGAAAAUGGCCGACGACAUAAGGAAAAUGUUAAGAAACGACUCAACACCAUCAGUAAAAACAGUGCAAAAGAACAAAGGGAUUCAAAUAAGAUGGAUGCAGCUAUUAAAGCGAUGGAGCUUGCCGCAAUGCAAGCCUACCAAAAAGACGUACAACAAAACACAGCUGCGGAUUUAACAUCUAUCGCUAUCAACCAAAGGCUGAAAGAUGAACAGUUGGAAAUUGCUAGCGGAGUUAGAAAAAUUUGGAAGGAACUGGUAGCCAAAGAUGGGAAGAGCUACUAUUGGAACACUCUAACAAACGAGACCGUCUGGACAGCACCUCCUGAAGGAUUUUUAUCUGUAAAAGAACAAAGGGAGGAAAGUUUAAAAGAAACAUCCAAACAGGUGAAAGAAGUCGAAAGUUUUAGGAGAAAGGAAGCUUUAUUAAGGAUACAAGAACAAAACCACGACGAUGAAGAACGAAGAGCCAAAUUAGAGAGAGAAAAAUUGAAAGCGAGAAGAGUUAAGGAAGAAACACCUCCUCCGACUUAUGGCCCUUUGCUGGACGAGGGCAAAAAUGAUGCCUAUGGCAAGUGGCAGUCUGUUAAAGAAGUUGCUCCACUAGACUUGCAAUUGCCAGAGCAACCAGAGUACCUGGACUGUCCGGUUGUGGUUGAGCCAGAGCCAGUGGUAAAAGAAUUCAAAGAGAAGGUUAUCGAGAGUGUGGGCAAUGAUCAGGGACCAAGUAGUUUUAAGAAAAGGAAAUUUUCCGCGGGAGCAAAAAGAAAUACCAGGCAGAGAUUAGAUGUUGAUUAAAUUAAAUAAGUUAAUUUAUAUCAUACAGACUUAAGCCUCAUUCGAAACCUCGAAAUUAUUGGAAUAAAUUAGUGGUUUUAAUUAGCGUAGUUUGUUCUUCUAAUUUGGUUUGGUAAGCAUUGAGAAGGUCAAAAUUAGUGGUUAAAAAAGUUAACAAACUGUAACUUUUUCCACUAAUUAUGCUUUAAAAUUUGACAGUAAUGUAAUUCUGGCCUUUGAUCAUCAUUCAUCAAGAGAAAUCGUGGUUAGAAACAAAAAUUUUAGUAUUUUAUAAGCUAAUUUAUUAGGCUUUCUCUAUGAAUACAAUUGACUCCUGACUCCCCCAAGCUGUUAAUAAUUUUAUGUUUUUUAGACAUUGCGAAUGAGCGUAAAUUCUUAAGUAUAAUAUCAAGUACUAUAUGAACGAAAAAAAAACCGGUGUCCAGUUGGCUUGUAAUUUUACGUACCAAAUGACAGCGAUCUUCAUUUCAUAGCCAUGGUUGACGCAGUUUUCUUUCGAUCAUAUAAAUGAAUAAUUGCAACCACUAAUAUAUUCCACGAAUUUUGAGCUUCUGAAUGAAAUAUUAAAGUUUAAUCAUAUUCAUAGAUAAACGUAAUGAUUAAAGUAUUAAUACCUGAAACCUUAAAAAUACACUGUAUUUGUCAAAUAAUUGAACAUACAUGUUUUUAUUCUUCAUACAGCCAUGUUGCGAAAAAUAAAUGAAAUUUCUUUCGUUAUUUCUUUGUUACCUUGAAAAUUUUGUCUAAAUCUCCCUUAAUAAACAAUAAUUAAGAAGUCUAUACAAAGGGAAGAUCUCUGACACUGACAUUUGUGACUGUCAUUUUAAUUCACAGGCAAAUUCUAUUUUCUGUCAUUUUUUGGAUGUCGACUGUCGAAAUGUUUCCCGAGUCGUUGGACAGACUAUAAAUUAAAAAAAUUAUAAUAAAAC